AUGGAGCCUGACGUAGCUAACUGGCUUAAGAGGUUGAAGAACUGUGCCAAGCUGCCUAAAUCUGGUGAAAUAAACAGCGGUGUUUAUGCAAUUAAACCAGAUGGUGCUGGACCUGUCUUUGAAGUGUUUUGUGACCACAAAACUGGAGGCGGGGGAUGGACAGUGGUCCAAAAGAGGCUGGAUGGUUCUGUGGAUUUUGACCGCAACUGGUCUGACUACAAGAAUGGCUUUGGUAACCUCGAUGGCGAGUUUUGGCUCGGACUGGAAAAAAUACACCGCUUGACAAAAUCCCCGAGCAAGCUUCGAGUCGAUCUGGAAGAUUUUGACGGCAAAACUGCUUACGCCGAGUACGACAUGUUUGUAGUAGCGACUGAAAGUAAGAAGUACCAGUUGAGCGUUGGGAAAUAUUCAGGAACAGCUGGUGACUCCCUUACUCAACAUCAUGACUAUCCCUUUUCAACCAAGGAUCGGGACCAUGACAACUAUAGCUGUGCUGAGGGACAUCAAGGAGGCUGGUGGUAUGAUGCUUGUUAUUACUCAAACCUAAACGGCGUCUAUCGUCAUGAAAAGGACUCAGCUGCCUAUGGAGUCAACUGGAAUAGCUUGAAAGGAACCCCUUUCCCUCUGAAGAGGGCUGAGAUGAAAAUCAGACCAGUGGAUUUUUAG
Molecule: messenger RNA, 666 nt
Organism: Pocillopora verrucosa
Lineage: Eukaryota; Metazoa; Cnidaria; Anthozoa; Scleractinia; Pocilloporidae
Source: RefSeq, a predicted model, not a curated record